Messenger RNA from Sus scrofa (pig), 8596 nucleotides. The record is from RefSeq and is a predicted model, not a curated record. Lineage: Eukaryota; Metazoa; Chordata; Mammalia; Artiodactyla; Suidae.
AUGGCGCGAGGGGGCGCGCGGGCCUGGUUCCGGAGACCGCAGCAGCCUCCGUCCGCAGCACCCGCGCCCCCGCCUCCCGCAGCCGCAGCCGCCGCCCGGGGCAUCGGCCCCCAGACCCCCGCCCCUGAUCGACGCGGGACCCAGCGCCGGAGCACCAUGGCCGGCCAGGGGGACUGCUGCGUCAAGGUGGCCGUCAGGAUCCGGCCCCAGCUGUCAAAAGAGAAGAUCGAGGGCUGCCACAUCUGUAUCGUCACCCCGGGGGAGCCCCAGGUUCUCCUGGGGAAGGACAAGGCCUUCACCUAUGACUUUGUCUUCGACCUGGACACCUGGCAGGAGCGGGUCUACUCCACCUGCGUGAGCAAGCUCGUGGAGGGCUGCUUCGAGGGCUACAAUGCCACGGUGCUGGCCUAUGGGCAGACGGGGGCUGGGAAGACGUAUACCAUGGGCACUGGCUUCGACAUGGCCACGUCGGAGGAGGAGCAGGGCAUCAUUCCCAGGGCCAUCGCGCACCUCUUUGGGGGCAUCGCCGAGCGCAAGCGGCGGGCACAGGAGCAGGGCGUGGCCGGGCCUGAGUUCAAAGUCAGCGCCCAGUUCUUGGAGCUCUACAACGAGGAGAUCCUCGACCUCUUCGAUAGCGCCCGCGACCCUGACGCCCGCCACCGCAGGUCCAACAUCAAGAUCCACGAGGACGCCAACGGCGGCAUCUACACCACCGGCGUCACCGCCCGUCUCAUCAGCUCCCAAGAGGAGCUGAUCCAGUGCCUGAAGCAGGGCGCCCUGUCACGCACCACGGCCAGCACCCAGAUGAACGUGCAGAGCUCCCUCCACGCCAUCUUCACCAUCCACGUGUGCCAGAUGCGCCUGUGCGCCCGUCCUGACCUGGUGAAUGAGUCCGGGCUUCCGGAGGGGACCGCUUCCGCGGGUGAAUAUGAGACGCUCACCGCUAAGUUUCACUUCGUGGACCUGGCUGGCUCCGAGCGGCUGAAGCGGACGGGGGCCACCGGCGAGCGGGCCAAGGAGGGCAUCUCCAUCAAUUGUGGCCUGCUGGCCUUGGGCAAUGUCAUCAGUGCCUUGGGGGACCAGAGCAAGAAGGUGGUCCAUGUGCCCUACAGAGACUCCAAGCUCACCCGGCUCCUCCAAGACUCGCUGGGCGGCAACAGCCAGACCAUCAUGAUCGCCUGCGUGAGCCCCUCGGACCGGGACUUCAUGGAGACGCUCAACACGCUCAAGUAUGCCAAUCGUGCCCGCAACAUCAAGAACAAGGUGGUGGUGAACCAAGACAAGACCAGCCAGCAGAUCAGUGCGCUGCGGGCGGAGAUCGCGCGCCUGCAGAUGGAGCUGAUGGAGUACAAGGCGGGCAAGAGAGUGAUCGGGGAGGAUGGCACCGAGGGCUACAGUGACCUGUUCCAGGAGAACGCCAUGCUACAGAAGGAGAACGGGGCGCUGCGCCUGCGGGUGAAGGCCAUGCAGGAAGCCAUCGAUGCCAUCAACAGCCGCGUCACCCAUCUCAUGAGCCAGGAGGCCAACCUGCUUCUGGCCAAGGCCGGUGAUGGCAACGAGGCCAUUGGGGCUCUGAUCCAGAACUACAUCAGGGAGAUAGAGGAGCUGCGGACCAAGCUCCUGGAGAGCGAGGCCAUGAAUGAGUCCCUGCGUCGGAGUCUCUCGCGGGCCUCGGCCCGGGGCCCCUACUCCCUGGGCGCAUCCCCAGCCGCCCCGGCCAGCUCCAUGGAGGAUGCCUCUGAGGUCAUCCGCCGGGCCAAGCAGGACCUGGAGCGACUCAAGAAGAAGGAGGUCAGGCAGCGGAGAAAGAGCCCAGAGAAGGAAGCCUUCAAAAAGAGGGCAAAGCUCCAACAGGAGAACAGCGAGGAGACUGAUGAGAAUGAGGCCGAGGAGGAGGACGAGGAGCGGGAGGAGAGCGGCUGUGAGGAGGAGGAGGGGCGCGAGGACGAGGACGAGGACUCGGGCAGCGAGGAGAGCCUGGUGGACUCGGACUCCGACCCCGAGGAGAAGGAGGUGAACUAUCAGGCGGACCUGGCCGACCUGACCUGUGAGAUCGAAAUCAAGCAGAAGCUGAUUGACGAGCUCGAAAACAGCCAGCGGCGGCUGCAGACGCUCAAGCACCAGUACGAGGAGAAGCUGAUCCUGUUGCAGAACAAGAUCCGGGACACACAGUUGGAGCGAGACCGUGUGCUGCAGAACCUCAGUACCAUGGAGUGCUACACGGAGGAGAAGGCCAACAAGAUCAAGGCGGACUAUGAGAAGAGGCUGCGGGAGAUGAACCGGGACCUGCAGAAGCUACAGGCCGCGCAGAAAGAGCACGCGCGGCUGCUCAAGAACCAGUCUCGCUAUGAGAGGGAGCUGAAGAAGCUGCAGGCCGAGGUGGCCGAGAUGAAGAAGGCCAAGGUAGCCCUGAUGAAGCAGAUGCGGGAGGAGCAGCAGCGGCGGCGGCUGGUGGAGACCAAGAGGAACCGGGAGAUCGCGCAGCUCAAGAAGGAGCAGCGGCGACAGGAGUUUCAGAUCCGGGCUCUGGAGUCGCAGAAGCGGCAGCAGGAGAUAGUCCUGAGGAGGAAAACCCAGGAGGUGUCUGCACUGAGGCGCCUGGCCAAGCCCAUGUCUGAGCGGGUGGCAGGCCGAGCAGCACUGAAGCCACCCAUGCUGGACUCGGGGGCUGAGGUGUCGGCCAGCACCACCUCAUCUGAGGCCGAGUCAGGGGCCCGCUCCGUCUCCAGCAUUGUGCGCCAGUGGGACCGCAAGAUCAGCCACUUCUUGGGGAACCAUCCCUCGCCCACUGGGCCGGGCACUCGCCCUGCCAGAAAGAAGUUCCAGAAGAAGGGGGCCAGCCAGAGCUUCAGCAAGGCCGCCAGGCUCAAGUGGCAGUCCCUGGAACGAAGGAUCAUUGACAUUGUCAUGCAGAGAAUGACCAUUGUCAAUCUGGAGGCCGACAUGGAGCGGCUCAUCAAGAAAAGGGAGGAGCUGUUCCUCCUGCAGGAGGCGCUGCGGAGGAAGCGGGAGCGGCUGCAGGCUGAGAGCCCGGAGGAGGAGAAGGGGCUGCAGGAGCUGGCGGAGGAGAUCGAGGUGCUGGCAGCCAACAUUGACUACAUCAACGACAGCAUCGGCGACUGCCAGGCCACCAUCGUGCAGCUAGAGGAGACCAAGGAGGAGUUGGACUCCACAGACACCUCGGUGGUUAUCAGCUCCUGCUCCCUGGCCGAGGCGCGCCUCCUGCUGGACAACUUCCUCAAGGCUUCCAUUGACAAGGGGCUGCAGGUGGCGCAGAAGGAGGCCCAGAUCCGGCUGCUGGAGGGCCGGCUGAGGCAGACAGACAUAGCCAGCUCCUCCCAGAACCACCUGCUCCUGGACGCCCUGCGGGAGAAAGCCGAGGCGCACCCCGAGCUGCAGGCUCUCAUCCACAACGUACAGCAGGAGAACGGCUAUGCCAGCACAGAUGAGGAGGUGUCUGAGUUCUCUGAGGGCAGCUUCUCCCAGUCCUUCACCAUGAAAGGUUCCACCAGCCACGAUGACUUCAAGUUCAAGGGUGAGCCCAAGCUGUCCGCCCAAAUGAAGGCGGUGUCGGCCGAGUGCCUGGGGCCCCCGCUGGACGCCUCCACCAAAAACAUCACCAAGUCGCUGGCCUCCCUCGUGGAGAUCAAAGAGGACGGGGUGGGCUUCUCCGUCCGGGACCCCUACUACCGGGACAAGGUCUCGCGGACCAUCAGCCUGCCCACCAGAGGGAGCACCUUCCCCCGGCAGUCUCGAGGCUCAGAGACGUCCCCCCUGACCCGGAGGAAGUCAUACGACCGAGGACAGCCUAUCAGGUCCUCGGACGUGGGGUUCACGCCCCCCUCGUCCCCUCCCACUCGUCCCCGCAAUGACCGGAAUGUCUUCUCUCGUCUGACCAGUAAUCAGAGCCAAGGGUCAGCGCUGGACAAGUCUGAUGACAGCGACUCCUCUUUGUCCGAGGUCCUGAGGGGUGUCAUCACACCGGUCGGAGGAGCCAAGGGCGCGAGGACGGCCCCGCUGCAGUGCGUGUCCAUGGCCGAGGGCCAUACCAAGCCCAUCCUCUGCCUGGAUGCCACGGACGAGCUGCUCUUCACUGGGUCCAAAGACCGCAGCUGUAAGAUGUGGAACUUGGUGACGGGCCAGGAGAUUGCGGCUUUGAAGGGUCACCCCAACAACGUGGUCUCCAUUAAGUACUGCAGCCACUCCGGGCUCGUGUUCUCCGUGUCCACCUCCUACAUCAAGGUGUGGGACAUCCGGGACGCGGCCAAGUGCAUCCGGACCCUCACGUCCUCAGGGCAGGUGGUCUCAGGGGACGCCUGUGCCGCCGCGUCCACCCGCACCAUCACCAGCGCCCAGGGGGAGCACCAGAUCAACCAGAUCGCCCUCAGCCCCUCUGGCACCAUGCUCUACGCUGCCUCGGGCAACGCUGUCCGCAUCUGGGAGCUCAGCAGGUUCCAGCCCAUCGGCAAGCUGACUGGCCACAUCGGCCCUGUGAUGUGCCUGACGGUCACCCAGACCGCCAGCCAGCAUGACCUGGUGGUAACCGGCUCCAAGGACCACUACGUUAAGAUGUUCGAGCUGGGCGAGUGCGUGACAGGCACCAUCAGCCCCACCCACAACUUCGAGCCCCCCCACUACGACGGCAUCGAGUGUCUGGCCAUCCAGGGGGAUAUCCUAUUCAGUGGCUCCCGAGACAAUGGCAUUAAGAAGUGGGACCUGGAGCAGCAGGAGCUCAUGCAGCAAAUCCCCACGGCGCACAAGGACUGGGUGUGCGCCCUGGCCUUCGUCCCCGGCCGCCCCAUGCUGCUGAGCGCCUGCCGGGCUGGCGUCAUCAAAGUCUGGAACGUGGACAACUUCACACCCAUCGGCGAGAUCAAGGGCCACGACAGCCCCAUCAACGCCAUCUGCACCAACGCCAGGCACAUCUUCACGGCCUCCAGUGACCUGACGGUGAAGUUCUGGAGUGCCCGGCGCUUACCCAGCGGCUCCACCUAGGACCGAGGUCAGAGGAUGGCCUGGCCCGGGCCCGGCAGCCUGGACAGCAUGGAGGGGAAGCUGGGGCCACUGGGGCGGCGCCCUGGGACAGAGGGUGUGGCCUGCCCCUCCUGUCCUCCUUCCACCACCAUCCCCAUAGGAUACUGUCCCCCACCUCCACCCCCACCCCGCCUCUUAGGGACAAAGAGGUGGGGAGGAAAUUAAGCUGUGAAGCCAAAGGGCGGUUCCCCUCAUUUCUCUCCCUGCAGUACCACCCACGCUGCCACCUCCCCAACGUGGCCUCGUUUUCUCUUGCCUAUCUGGCCGUGCCCUUUGGCCCAGGGGGCCUGAGGCGGAGGGAGGCAGCCUGCAUGCAGCAUGCUCCUUCUGUAGGCAGGUAUCCCCUCCAUCCUUGGCCCAGCCACUGCACCUGCCUCUGAGCCCAAAAAGCUAGCCCUCAGGUAACCAUGGAAACCAGGUGUAGGCCACUGGUCCUGCAGUUGACACGUAGCCCCUCAGCCACCAGUAGCCGCUCCCCUUUGACCCCAGCCAUCCCUGGGUCCCUUUCUGAUGGGGCCACGGUGGAGCUGCCAGAAAGAUUCCUUUGGGGAGAUGGCCAGGAUACUUCAGUUAUUUAAUUUAUUUCCUUAUUUUUAUUUUUGCUGUCGCCUCCUGGAAACUGACUUGAAGUUUCUUCCCACAUGUUUAUUCCCUCAGCUCUGGGGGGGGGAAACGCAGGAAUCCCGAGGGGGACCCACCCCUGCCUUCCCAGGCUGCCCCUCCGUUUGCAGAGGAGGCAGCGCCCCUUUGACUGCAGCCUGGGCCCAUCCGUCCCCACCUCGCCCUGGGGCCACCCCCCUGCAGCCGCCUGGCGCGUCAGUGCCUUCCUCCGUCGGGGCCUGGCGCCCAUCCGGCAGCCUUACACCAGCCACGCCCGCGGCGCCACUCGUGUCUUCUCACCUCGGGGCCCCCACCCGCUGCCCCCACUCCUGGAGCCCUGUGUGGCCACGUAGGAAGCAGCUCGAAGGACUGUCCCCCAGGAAGGGGCUGGGAUGGUGCACCCGGCCCGGCCGUCCCCGUCCCCUGCGUCUCACCCCAACCUGGCAGAGUCCCCGUCUUUUUCUGGUUCUUCAGGGGACACACGUUCACGCCUUAACCGGCACGGCGAGGGGCUCUCCCUCCAGGGCCGGCCGUGAGGAUGGACUUACUGAGUUUCUUUUUUUCUCGGGGCUGAGGACCCCCUGCUCCUGGGAUGUUACUAAAUCUGCAUCCUGGUAGCAGCACGCUGUGCCCAGCCCUCCUCUGCCCAGACUUUUUCUGACACUUACGGUCUCGUGCUUUCUGGCCUCGGUGUGGGGGCCGGGCCCCAGCUCUGUUCAGAGGACGCAGUGACUUUUGGAUCUCCCGGAGGUGGCUCUGUGGGGCCCCAGUGCAUGGGGCUGCCUGGCGCACAGGGUGGAGAAGGGAAGAACACAGCCUGUCACCUCCCCUGCUCCAUCGUCCCCCGCUGGGAGCUGCCCCUCUUGCUGUGAGGGGCCUCUGUGGGAUACGGGGGCGACAUCGAGAAGCAGCAGGGACACGCUCAGUGCCCGAAGCCCGGGACAGUGUCUCCAGGACUGGAAAUCCCUCCUGCUCAGCCCCCCCACCCUAGGGGUGCCGGGAGCCCCAGGGCAGUGUCUUCCUGCCCCGGCCCCCUCCCCAGCUCUACCGGAAGCUUCAACCUUACAACCUGGAAGAAAGAAUCUGCAUGACUGUUUACAAACUGUAGAAACAAAAGACUGGAUGCCCGGCCCAGACACCCCAGCCUGGGGCCACUGGACCAUGGCUGCGAGGCCUGCCCGUGCCCAGAGGAGCCUUCGGCCGCGAGAGAUGCUCGGCGUCCUUGCCUGUUUCUGCUGUUGUGACGGGUCCGCUACCUCACGGCGAGGCCGGCUCUGCCGUCCUGGCUGGAAGCAUGGAACUCGAGGUCUGGGGACCAGUCCCCAGCUGUGCUCCCUCUCAAGUCCUCCUGCUCCUUCAGGGAUGUCGGGAGCUCCCAGCGCCCCUCGUUGCACAAGCACCCUAAAUGUUGGAAGCACAAAACGUGACUGGAGCACAACGCAGGGCUCGCAGCAGGUGGCAGGUGGCCUGGUAACUGGGCACAGGAGGCUCCCUCCUCCCCCGAGGCUCUGCUGAAGGGGGUGGGUGGGGGCCACCGGGGAUGCCUGGGGCUGCCCUCACCCAGGCAGGGCUUGGGCCACGACCUGUCCUAAUUCUGGGACCCAACCUACUACGUCUGCCCUUGUGUGCCCUGCCCCUCAUUGUCCCCCCCCCCACCCCACUCCCCGCAAGGCUUGAGGCUGGCCCUGCAGGCAGGCCACACAGAAGGGCUGGGGACCCUGGAGCCACCCCACCCCCACGCCCCAGAUCCUUAAAUACCUGAGCCCAGGCUCAUCCCAGCCCCACUGAGCCUGACAAGCCUGGACCUACAUCCCGUCCCCGGGCUGAGCCCCAGGAAAGCUGGUGAAGCUGGUUGGGGAUCUCCCCAGAUCGAACCCUCUUCCAUCCCCACUGCCCGUGGCCUUCCCAGCGCAGUCCAGCCAGGCCUCUGUUCUCAGUGUUACCCAGCCAGUGUUCGCUGCCUCCUCCAGGGCUGGCCGAAUCCCCGAGGCAGCAGCUGGAGGUUGCCAAGGAAGGCGAGGCUGGCACACCCAAGCCUUUGAGGGGGUCAGGGAGCCGCCCUCAGGCAGGGCCGUCUGUGGUCUGGGCUGGUCUCCCUGCCCACUGCCCCCGCCACUGUUCGGUCCCGGGAAAAUUUCCAGCCUGGUCGUCUGGCCCUGCUGCCCAGAAGGCUGAUUAAAGCACAAAGCACCGUGGGGAGGGAGGCUGUGUCAUCCAGACCUGCCGCCCAGGGUGGUGGAGAUGCAGGCCGGCAGCUGCUGUGAAGUGGCAGGUUCCUGGCCUCUCCCACCGCGAGGCCUCAGCUCCCGGGCAGCCUCCGAGGAGGCUGGGCUGGAUACCGGCUCAUCCCUGGUCCUUCAGCCCCCGCCUGGGCCCAGCGUGCUCAUCUCCAUGCUGUGUGGCCAGGGCCUGCCCUGCCAGACCCUGGGCUCCUUCCCACCCAGGGGCUCAGCCCGGAGCCUCUGUCCCUCGGCCUCCCUAGGCAGGAAGCAGCGCUCCUUGCAGCUCGGCCGGGCCUCCGGGUCCAGGCUCAGGAGCUGGGGCUUGGCCGGUGGCUCCCAGACCCUGCCCUGCCUCUGAUGUACAAGGAUAGAGUCCACAGAGAUGGUUCUGGUUUUUCUAAAACAUCUGUGUUCUCUCCCCCCUCCUCCCUCCCGGUGCGCAGAGGAGCCCCCAGCACACCCCAGGCCAGCCCUUGGCCCCAAGGGCCUCGCGGGAAGCAGGGACAGCCCUGGGAGGAGCCAAGGGUCAGAGAAGAGCCCUGAUGGAAGCCCUGCCCUGCCCACCAGCUCUUUUCUAGCUGUCCCCUGCCCACGCAGGGCGGGAGCACCGGUGUAUAUGUGUUUUGUACGUCUGCGAGGACUGUACAUAGUGUAUGGAUGUUAUUUAUGCUGUACAUUUCUGUUCCAAGACUGGAUGUGUGUUCUAAGAAGCCGUCGUAAAUAAAACACGAACGACCAGA